AUGGAGAAAGGUGCCGAGGCCUCAGACUGUGACAGCGAUGAAACAGUGAUCGAAGGGUCGGUGACAGAGAACGAACCGGAAGAUGAGGAGCUUCCCUGGAGAAGGUUGCUCUUGAAUCGAGACACAACUUUUAGAUCUGAGCUCUGUUUUCAUUCUGGUGUAAAUGGAAGGCAGAAAGGAAGAAUAAUCAGAACUCAGAAUCUGACAAGAAUCACUCCCCAGACUCAUCAUGGAUCGGGUGCUCAGGAUAAAACAGCACACAGUCAAGUCCUGUUACAAACUACUAAAGAAUUCCCAGCAUUUACAAUGACAUUUCCUCACCCUGAAAUUUUAUGGAGUCACCAAAACACUGGAGGGAAUGAAGCUGAAAAUUGUGAAAAUUUACCACACUCAGAAAAGGAACUAAGAGAAAACUCAGAUUCCCCUGAAGUUAGUCUUCUCUCAGGGACUUCUCCUAUGGCAUCUGAUUUGGUUGCAUUAAAGGAGAGAUUAACAGAGCCAGUGAAGACCUUAGCAGUACCAAACACAUUUUCUGAGCCUGGAGAGGAAGUAACACAGACUAUGACAUCCAAAGAAACCAAAGAUGAAGAAAGCUCUCUUGAAACAUUUGUGUCUACUUUAGAAAAGUUACUAGAAUCACCAGAAUGUACCCAAGAAGAAAGGCUGCUUGAAAUAAUGAAUGACUUCAAUCCUCAAGAGUUGUUGAACACAUUGAGCAACUCCUUGAGUUCUGUAUCUGUCCCUUUGAAUGCCUUGUCAGCACAGGAUAGAGAUGUACUAGAAAACAAGGCUGAUGAUGCUGCAUUGCCAGCUACAUUGCUGGCAACUGUCAACACAUUGCCAGGUGCUGAUGUGGGACCCAUCUGUCAAGGACAAGAAAAAAGCAGCAGUGUUAGGAGUGGAAAUGGAUGUUCAGCAGUGCAGCCCAUCAUGUCUCAGGUAGAUGAAGAUUAUACACAAAUAGCACAGAACAUAGAAGACCCAAAACCAUUUAGAUUACAAACAUUGACUCAUGAAAAUGCCAUCUCUUAUGAGCAAAUAAACAAAAAGAAAAAUUCAGAUCCCAUGAAAAAUACCCAGGAAACUCCUCAUGUACUAAGAAGAUCAUCUAGACUGGAAAAACUGAAAGCAAGCAGAGAUGUGGUGCAUACAGAUGCUGUAUUGAAGAAGCCAGAAAGGAUUUUAUCAAAAACACUUAGCUUUGAGGAUCAAAUAAAUAGCAUAUUUACAACUGGUAAUUUCAGUAAAAGGAAGAAUAUGCAUUCAUCCAGAUUCAAGAAUGAACAGAUAAGGAAAAAUGAACAACUUAGAAAAAAGAAUGGAACAGGAGAAAUGAAAAAAAUGUGUCUUUGUACCAUAAACCGGAGAAACAUUUUCGGAGAGAAUUUACUGUAUAAAGCUGCUCUGCAUAAUGAUGUUGAUCUAGUUCGCUGUUGCAUAAAAAAUGGUGGAAAUGUCAAUCAGCCAAGUUAUGCUGGGUGGACAGCACUUCAUGAAGCUAGUGUAGGAGGAUACUAUCAAACAGUAAGUGAACUAUUAAAGGGUGGAGCAGAUGUGAAUGUCAAAGGAAAGUACCAGAUUACUCCCCUGCAUGAUGCGGUGAUGAACAGACAUUACAAGGUGGCAGAACUACUUCUUAUGAGUGGAGCUGAUCCAUUAUUUAGAAGUGACCAUGGGACAUGUGCUUUGGAUGAGGCCAAAGAUUCAUUUAUGGAGAAUCUUCUUAUGAAAUAUAUUCCUCAACAAAAAAAAUGUCACCUAUCAGCACAAAGGAACAAUACUGACCCAGCACAUGUAGAAGAUAUGUUUCAGAACAAGAAACCAAAAUUAAGUUCUAAUAAUUAUACUGAGUUUAUUUGUGAUGAAAACUUUAAUAGACAAGAACCAGGAUAUUUAGAAAUCAAUAAAGGAAGCAACAGUUUACUUAUGAAUAAAGAGUAUGUACAUGAACAUUGCCAGAAAGAUUCCAGUACCACAAAAUUUGGCAAGUGCAAUCUAAAGAGUGUGAAAGAUAGACGAACUAAUGUGUCUAAAAGAAAGGGACAAAAAAAUAGACAACAAAAAAAGACUCAAGUAGAUGAUAGAGACUGCAAUUUAAGUCAGAAAAUAGCUACUUCUUCUUUCAGGAGAAUGAAUAAAUUACUCACUCAGCAACAGCAUGCUGUCCAGACUCUCAGUAACCUUCCAGAAGAGUCAUUUGAACUUUCUACCACAACUCUAUCAAGCUUGGAAAAUGAUAUGGGUAAUAAUGAGGCUUGUUUGGUUUCCAAAAAGUCGGAUACCCAUGUCCUAGAUUCAUCAGAUAGUCAGGAAUUAGAGUCCAUUGAUCAAACUGAAGCUGCUUCUGUCUCUGAACUUUCAUCAUAUAAAGAAAUAAAAUUAUUACCUGUAACUACAGAUCAACAACUUCACACUGACCAAGAGCAAUACAGUAGCCCAUAUAAGUCCCCUGGAAAUAAUAGCUCAAAUGAAAACGAUAAGACCAUUAAUAAAUGGGAAGAUUCUUUCUUCUCCUUCAUAAUGGGACGCUUCGCUGACAGUGAUAGUGAUUGCCACACCUCGGACAAGUCCAUAGCAUCUCCAAAAGAGGGCAUGGGCCACGAUCAUCAUGAAGAGAUAAUGGCAGAUCAAGAAGUAGAUUCUCAACAGCUUCUAUCUUCUGAAAACUAUUUUUCACAAGAAAAUGACCUAAAAGUUCAUUCCCUAACUACACACCCACAAGAAGCUGUUAAUUCUUGUGAUUCAAGUAAUACAUUAAUUUCUGUACAACAUACUCCAAAUUAUAAAAACUGUAUACAUGGACCUUCUUUUGAUCACUCAUAUGCCAAAACUGAGCAAAGUUCUAUAUCUUGUACAAGACCACCUUCAACACAGAAUGUUUCACCAUUGACUGUUAGAGUAGAGCUAUUAAAAGGAUUCCAGGACUCCCUAGCCCACAGAGACUCAAGUCUUUUAGUAAAUCAAGCUGGUAUACAUAGUGUGGAAAAGAAGCAAGACACUGACAAGAAUUAUACCAAGAAGGACCCAAGCACAAGCUCUUCAAGUAACCCUUUACCAACAGUUGUUCAUUCUCAAGUAAUAGAAAUAACUAAAGCUGGAAAAAGGAGAGAAGACCUUCCAGGAAAUGAGCCCAUAAAUAAUACAGAUUUUUAUUCCACUGACAGUGUGAAUAAAGAAUUGGCCAAUUACUCACAGCUUCACCAAGGAAAGGAGAAGGAAAUUGUUCAUAAAUCAGAUGCGGAAUUAACUCAUAAUGCCAGCAAAGCAGAAAGAACUUUAAAAAGUUGUAAGGAGAAAAAGGAAAACAUUGACUCUGAAAAUCACAGUCCUUGUGAUAUCCAAGAACACAGGAAAGACCAGAAUUUCAGAAAAAGAAAAUGUUCCUUGAAAGCUCCCUGCAGCCAAGGCGUGAAUAUGACUGGAAUCAGUAAGAGGAACGCCAAAGGAGAAAGUCAGCUCCAUGUGGCUGCCAGUGGAGGAAAUCUUCCCCAAGUGAAAGUGCUAAUAGAAGCUGGAGCAGAUGUGAAUCUCAAAGAUAGUGCAGGUUGGACACCCCUUCACAAGGCAUCUAGUGGGGGAUUCGAUGAUGUAAUUACAGAGUUAUUACAAGCCGGUGCAAAUGUAAACUGUGAGACUAUAGAAGGGAUUGUGCCUUUACAUGGUGCUUCUGCGGGGAAUCACUUAAAGGCAGCUGAGAUACUCUUAGAACAUGGAGCAAACCCUAAUCAAAAAGAUCAGAAACAGAGGACUGCUUUAGAUGAAGCAGGUGAUGAAAAAAUGAAAGAACUACUAAAAUCCUAUGGUGCUAUUGAGUCGACAAAUGGAGAGAAGAGGAACUCUACAGUUCUAGUAAAAAUCCCUACUGUUCGGCCAAAAAGAUAUAAGCAGUUUAUCAGUGACAAUGACAAAGUAAUUGGUUCUCCUGUCCCCUCACAUAAAGCAAAGAAGAGUGAGAGCCUUCCUGCGCAUCAGACCAUCAGUGCCAUUCUACAAGAUAUAGAAGAGAAACAAGAAAAUUUAUUAAAGCUUGAAAUAAGAAACUCUGAAGAUGAAGAACAAUACAUUGGAAAGAUGUUAGAGAUAAAAGAAGUUAUGGAUAAUAUACUUGCUCAACAGAAAACAGAAAGGGAUGAUCUAGCUAAAAAGUACAGGGUGUCCAUGGAGUCAUUUAAGCACGGGGCCCUGAGAGAACAACUGGCUAACCUGGCCAUGAGACAAAAGAGUCUUUUAGUUGUAGCAAAGAAACAGAAAAAGAUAAGACUGAAAAUUCAAAACUAUAAGAAUGCUACACCAGUAUCUGGUGUUGGUUUAAGGAAGCUGCCAUGUAACUCAGACAUCAGUAGUGACAAGAAGAGCCAAGAGCCUGCUAGUAUGGGAAACUCAGCACGUGCCCAGUCAGGCUCGCUCACUCCUAUCAAUCUGGCUUACAGAAGCAUGCAAGAAAUACCAUUGUCUCCUGAAACAGAGAGCGAGAGCCAGAAUAUUAACAUUUGUUUAAAUGCAGAGGCAAUAAGAAGAGAAGAAUUCUCUGGAAAUGACACAAAUUCUAAACAAAAUGUCCAGGAUUGUGCCUUGGGUGGGUUAUUAAGAUCCAAACCCCCAGGUGACACUGAAAAAAUUAUGUCAUCAUCCCAACCUACUGCUCUUACUCUUCAAGCAGAAAACUCACAGGCAGAAAAUACUUUUACAGAAACUACAAUCAAAGGCUAUGGAUUUGAUAGUUCUGCACUAACUGGCACUAUAAAUAUUUCAGAAGAUAAAAGUUUAUCUUCCCCAGAUGAUGCCUGUCUAGCAGCUGUUCCUCAGAGUCGGGAGCUUUCCCGCUGUAAUCUGAAAAGAAGAAACAAGAAGACAGCUUCCCAACAACCAUCUGAGGGAGCAGCAGAGCCUCUGCCUCAGGCCACUGCUGUCUUAGACACCUCCACUGUGCAUCAGGCAAUGCCAUGUCUUAGAGACUCAGCUGCUGCUGCUUCACACGCAGAUAGCACUCAGAGCUCUCUUUCCUCUGUGUCUGCCCAUCAACAUUCUACUAAAACCGGUCCACACCACAGUACAACUCCCAGAAAAAAAACUGUGCAGCUGAAAGACUUGAUAUUACGUGGGAGAAUUAAUCCAGGAAACAACAUUCUCGAAUUUAAAACACAGGAGACUACCCACAAAGCCAGUGUUUUACUGAGUGGUAAACUUAAGGUAGAAAAUGGUCAGAUUUACCAGAACCCAGUCACCUGGCUCAAGGAUCUCCUGGGAGGUGGCAGUUAUGUGACCUGGAAUUAUGCUUGGAAUAAGGUAACAUACCUUGGAAAAGAACUUUUGAAGUAUGUUUCUGAAGAAGCUCCUAUUCCUGCAGAACUGCAGAGCACACCUCAGCACCAUCAGCCUUGCCUCUCAGCAGGUACUUCCAGAGAGUCGAUGCAAAUCAUCCCUCAUUAUCUACAGAUAAAAGAGAUACUUCUAAUCAGCGACCAGGAGCUUCUGCCAUGCCAUGUAAUGGAGCAGCAUUGGAAGUUCUAUGUGGGAUGUAAGACGCUAACAUUCUGA
Mus pahari (shrew mouse) is the source of this 5538-nucleotide messenger RNA. It is a transcript of the gene Ankrd31, whose product is annotated as ankyrin repeat domain 31. Gene Ontology annotation, molecular function: protein binding. The transcript is spliced from 25 exons. Bases 1 to 5538 code for a protein of 1845 amino acids. NCBI's taxonomy places the organism in Eukaryota, Metazoa, Chordata, Mammalia, Rodentia, Muridae. The record is from RefSeq and is a predicted model, not a curated record.